AUGACAACAACAAGUAUGGCAGACGGUCACGAUGAUUCGAUCUCUGAGGAACAUGCUCACGUUCUCAGGGGCGCUAUGGGUGGUGGCCCUAAGGGACUCGGUGAUCCAGAUGACAAGCGUCUGCGUCAGGUUGAACGUGAAGUUCUUAUUCCUCAAAAAAUGAAAUUCAAGGCUCGAAAAGAGAUAUGUGCCGAACCGAUCAGAAUUUUUGGUGCCUGUGCCAAGGAAAUGGGUCUUUUAAUGCCGUUCCGAUGUCGAAAAGAAGCCAAGCAGUUAAAACAUUGCUUAAAAGAUGCGUACGCAGAUAAAGAGUUUGCUAAGCGUUGCGAGGAGGAGUACCUACAAGAGCGGUCCGAGUACCGCCGCACAGGGAUAAAAAUGAAACAUAAAAAAGUUCUAGAAGCACGUCUUCAGUAAAACAGACAUUGUUCUAUGGCCGUCUUUGGCAGGUCACUUAAAGGCCAUGGUAUGUGCUGUCAUGUCUAUGAGAAAGUGCUUAUACAAGAUCUUUUACUGUUAAUGGAAAACUAUAGCGGAUUUCCUCUGAAGACCGAGAGACUGAAUGAUCAAGUGUAUGAUAUCCAAUAGACGAGGAUUAAUAAAUCAAUGUGCUCUAGUAGUAAUGUCGUUUAACAAAACAAACUUUAACUAUACUUUUGACAGGUCAUAUUGUGGUAUGGGGCUAGGGUCUCCACGAGUACUCGAGAACAGGCCGAGUCUAACAAGACUAGUCCGUUUACAGGAUUUGAGUACCCGCACAAGGUGGAAUAUAAUUAUCAACUAUAUUACAAUGAACAAUGUAGGACAAUAAUUUCAGCACUAAAUAAUAAUCGGUAUAAUUAUAUGAUCGUGCGAUAGUUUCUCGUUUUAAUCUGGCCAGCCAACCGGCCGUCACAACACUGAACAUAUCAUCCGGUUUCUAAAUGCAAUACAAUGGCACGAUUUGGCAUCCAUGUUCAGAGCUGGAAUUUAACAUGCAUAAUACUAUUUUACUUUAUUCCUUAGUCUCGUAAUCAUCUUUUGUAAGUGUCGGGUACUCUGGUCCAGGUCGAGUUUGACCCUCGAGUACUCAAGUCCAAUAUUUAGGACCCUAUAUGGGGCUGUCCAUAUGUCUUGUCUGUUCAUCAUUCUUGUCCAGACUAUAUCUUGGAUACCAAUGCAUGCAGAAUCAUGAAACCUUACAUUCAGGAACAACUUGGGAUGGGUUUGUGUUGCACACGAAUACUAGGUUACUGUGACCUACUUUUCAUAUGGUUGAGUGCUCACUUGAGGUGCGUACGUCGCAGGAUCGAAUCACCUCUAUGGAUCCAUUCAACUUAUUUGGGGGGUUUUCUUGUUCUAAACAGUACACCACUAACUGGUGCUUUCCUGUCUGGGGAAAGUGCAUAUAAACGAUCCCUUAUUAUUGGUGGGAAAAUGUAGCGAAUUUCCUCUGUAAAACUGUGUCAGAAUUACAAAAUGUUUGACAUCCAAUAGCCGAUGAUUAAUGAAUCAAUGUGCUCUAGUGUUGUUGUUAAACAAAAGAAACUUUUAAUAUCUUGCACAUCAAGCCUCACAUUCGGGAACAGCUGUAGAUGAGGUUAUGUCGCACACCAUUACUAGGUCACUGUGACCUACUUUUCAUACUUUACUGCACAUUAAAUUCAAUCCAUGCCCAGGGAAUAUCUUCUUUAUCAGUUCAUAUAGGGUCAUUAUACCGUGUGUGCAAGUACAAUUUGUGGAGGGCACUGUGUUGCAUACCAUAACUAGGUCACUGUGACCUACUUUUCUGCACAUUUAAUUCAAUCCAUGUCCAGGAAAUGUCUGUCCGUUCAUAGACAUGUUGGAUCAUUAGACCUUGUGUGCAAGUACAAUUUGUGGAGGGCACUGUGUUGCAUACCGUAACUAGGUCACUGUUACCUACUUUUCUGCACAUUAAAUUCAAUCCAUGUCUGGAAAAUGUCUGUCAGUUCAUAUAGGAUCAUCAGUCCUUGUGUACAAGUACCACUUGGGGAUGGUGAGCAGGAACAACUGCUCAAGCCAAGUUUCUUUUUUUCAUUAUUUUGGGAGGGAGCUUGACUCAACCCCCCCUCCCCCUUUAUAAACUUUGCUCGCCAGUCUAUAUGCUUCUGCUAAAAGUCCUGCGAUGUGUUACAUACCCUAACUAGGUCACUGUGACCUACUUUUCAUGGAUUACUGCACAUUAAUAGAAUUCCAUGUCCAGGCCAUAUCUUUUCUAAAUCAUGAAGGACCAAACUGUUGCAUGCAAGUACAACAUGGGAUGGUGGCGUGUUGCAUACCAUUUUACUAGGUCACACAGACCUACUUUUCAUUGAUCUAAAUAACUGACCUUCAGAUAUAUAUAUAUAAAUCACAUAAUUUAUCAGGAUUCUGGACACUCAUAAAUUUUGAAAUAAUCCAAGUCUAUAUUGUGUUUGUGGAAUUUAUUUGUAAUUGUGACAGGUUCACCAGAAUCCAAGCCCAUAUGGCCACCAAUUGUUAGCUGAUAAUGGCAGACAGAUAUAUAUACAUGUAUAUCAUAUACUCUUUUGUGUAUAAAAGGCAUUGAAUUGCUUUAAUUUUUUAAUGCAUUUUUUGUUUUUAGGGAUUAUUAUUGUAGAUAGAUUUAUGCAGACUUUCUCAUGAAGAAAAUAAAAUCAAUAUAAAAAAAAAGAAAAAAAAGAGGAAUAUUGUAAAAUAAUAUUGAGUUAAUAUACACUGUGUGUUUGUAUGUGGGUUUUUUGUUGUUUUGUUUUGUUUGGUAUUUUUCUUAAAACAGUUUUACAUCAGUGUAGAGGGCUGUAGGAACAGUAUUUGGAGUGGGGAGGGAAGACUCUCUAGUGAGGGGUCCAAAGUCUAGGGGGUGGGGGGCACUGGCCACUUUUUCAUUAGUGUAUAAGAGUAGGUAAAAAAAAGAUUUUCAUUCUCUAGGAUGCCCCCACCCCUGGAUCCUACAGGCCUAGUGUGUUGUCAAUAACUAUGACAUUGUUGCUCUUUUCCAUUGGUAUUAGAAUCUUUGUAACUCAGGACAUGACAGUAUUUAACAUGGGUGUAUUCAACAAUGUAAACACUGUUUUUACAAUGGAGCAUUCAAUAAAACAGAUAUUGUUUUACACUGGUGUAUUCAAUAACUGUAACAUUUUUUUUUUUUACAUGGUAUUAAAAACCAUCAAUAAUUUUUUUUUUACACUGGGUGUAUUCAUUAAUGCAGUGAUUGUUUACAUUGGUGUAUUCAAUAAUGUAAACACUGUUUUUUUUUCACACAUUUGCAUUCAAUAAAGCAGAUAUUGUUUUACAUGGGUGUAACAUUGUUUUUACAUGGUAUUAAAAACUAUCAAUAA
This is a messenger RNA of Gigantopelta aegis, 3320 nucleotides long. RefSeq names its product COX assembly mitochondrial protein homolog. Gene Ontology annotation, cellular component: mitochondrion. Lineage: Eukaryota; Metazoa; Mollusca; Gastropoda; Neomphalida; Peltospiridae. The coding region runs from base 1 to 417 and encodes 138 amino acids. The record is from RefSeq and is a predicted model, not a curated record. The transcript is spliced from 4 exons.